This is a messenger RNA of Prunus armeniaca (apricot), 1197 nucleotides long. NCBI's taxonomy places the organism in Eukaryota, Viridiplantae, Streptophyta, Magnoliopsida, Rosales, Rosaceae. The record is from the annotation of a GenBank genome assembly.
AUGUCGACGAACAAGCUCCACCACAACCGCUACCUCCCUGAAGAAAUUAUAGUCCAAAUAUUGUGCCGGUUGCCGAUGAAACCUCUAAUUCGAUUCAGUUCCGUUUCGGAACGGUGGCAUUAUCUCAUAAUUGAGGACCCACAGUUUGCCCAAUCCCACUUCAAGCUAGCCUCCGAUCGCAAAACCCUCACUCAGAGACUCCUCAUUUCCACCGACUAUCAAAUCCGAUCCUUGGACCCCGAAACGCCGUCGUUCGCAGACAACAAUUCUUCGCUCAAUAAUCUCACCUUCGCCCACUUUAGCAACCUAGUGGGCUGCUGUAAUGGUUUGGUAUGUGUAGAUGUUGAUGGUUAUGAAAAACAUGACUUGUCUCUCUGGAACCCAUCAACCGGAUUCAAACGCAAAUUGCCCGACUCAGAUUUUGCAUGUGCAGUGAAAAACGUGUCUCGUUUCGCUGAAUCUGAUAUUGGCCGUUCUGGCCUGGGUUAUGUGUCAUCCACUGACGACUACAAAAUCUUCAUAGAUGCUGAUGUUUAUUCUAAACCUCGCCAGACGUUUAUGGAGAUUUACUCAUCCAGAUUGAACUCUUGGAAACCCAUUCAAGUCCGUGAGCACGACCCACCGUGCUCUUUCAGAAGCCCCACCACCAAUAGCAUGGGGGCCCUUUUAAAUGAAGCACUGCAUUGGUUCUACCGCAAAGUCGGUGAGGAGGAGCCAACGAUCCUUGCUUUUGAUCUGGCAAAGGAGGAGUUCAGGGAAGUUCCAUUCCCCACUUUUGAUGGUGAUGCCGAUGAUGUUGAUGUUCAUGACAUGGGGGUUCAAGUAGUUUCAAGAGGAGGAGGAGAAUGCCUCUGUGUUUCGAUUGCUAGGAGACGUGGUGGUGUUAAUUUCAUGGAAUUCUGGGUUAUGAGAGAAUAUGGGGUGCGUGAAUCUUGGACUAUGCUCUUCAAAUUUAACACGGAUCAUGUAUCUGAAUCGGUGGGUGGGAAUUUGCAUGGUUAUGAAGCCAUUUUCGUUACCGAAGGUGGUACAGUUGUAUUCAGGUUGAGGUUUAGGGACAGGUUGGUAAGGAUUGAAUGCCGCAGAGAAGCAGAGCCGGUUUGCAGUACCCCAUUUAACGUUAAUGAUGGGGAUGGACCUGUGUACAACGUGAUUGCAUACAAUGAAACUCUGUUUUCGGUACCUAAACUCGGGUAA